UUUGCUCCAGCCGCCAGUGCCAGCCCGAGGGUCGUGCCGGCCGGGAACUCGCCGUCCCGCCACACCCACCAGGCGACGGCCCAGGACCAUGGAGGACGUGAAACUGGAGUUCCCCUCGCUUCCCCAGUGUAAAGAAGAAGCCGAGGAGUGGACCUACCCUAUGAGGCGGGAGAUGCAGGAAAUUUUACCUGGAUUGUUCUUAGGCCCAUAUUCUUCUGCUAUGAAAAGCAAGCUACCUAUACUACAGAAACAUGGAAUAACUCAUAUAAUAUGCAUACGACAGAAUAUUGAAGCAAACUUUAUUAAACCAAAGUUUCAACAGUUAUUUAGGUAUUUAGUCUUGGAUAUUGCAGAUAAUCCAGUUGAAAAUAUAAUACGUUAUUUCCCCAUGACUAAAGAAUUUAUUGAUGGGAGCUUACAAAGUGGAGGAAAAGUACUUGUGCAUGGAAAUGCAGGGAUCUCCAGAAGUGCUGCAUUUGUUAUUGCAUACAUUAUGGAAACAUUUGGAGUGAAGUACAGAGAUGCAGUUACUUAUGUUCAAGAAAGGAGGUUUUGUAUUAAUCCUAAUGUUGGAUUUGUGCAUCAGCUUCAGCAAUAUGAAGCCAUCUACCUAGCAAAAUUAAUAAUACAGAUGAUGUCACCGCUUCAGAUGGAAAGAUCAGUAUCUGUUCAUUCUGGAACCACAGGCAGUUUGAAGAGAACACAUGAAGAAGAUGAUGACUUUGGAAACACGCAAGUGGCGACUGCACAGAAUGGCUGAUGCAAGAGGAACAAUAGUGUGCUUGGAACAAAGGAAACAGUGACAAUAAUAACGUUAAACUGGUAAAAACAGAAGGAGUUUGGUUCUGUGUUGCUUCCAGGCAAAGUCCUGCACUCUGCAUUUUAAGAUGUUGGACUUCUGCAGUAGACGGCACUGAUGGCUUUACUCCUUAAAAAAUUUACAGUUUUAUUAUAAACCAAGAAUUUUUGACUUGUAAA
Messenger RNA from Ochotona princeps (American pika), 978 nucleotides. RefSeq names its product serine/threonine/tyrosine-interacting protein-like. Gene Ontology annotation, molecular function: protein tyrosine/serine/threonine phosphatase activity; F-box domain binding. Gene Ontology annotation, biological process: protein dephosphorylation; negative regulation of protein binding; regulation of ERK1 and ERK2 cascade. Lineage: Eukaryota; Metazoa; Chordata; Mammalia; Lagomorpha; Ochotonidae. The record is from RefSeq and is a predicted model, not a curated record. Gene Ontology annotation, cellular component: cytoplasm; nucleoplasm.